AUGAACACGAGCACCAUUGACAGCGCGUUCCAGAGUGUUCGCCUUUAUUACUUAUACUACCCACGUAUCUGUGUUGAAACAACAUCAGUACUUUCUUACUACUCCUUCAAUCCAACUGUUAGAACGUUAUCUACGGGGUUGGUAAUGGCUUCUUUAGUUGGAACAAUACCUAUAGUCUAUCGUGGGAAUAGGUUUUGUUUACCGUUGUGUAUAAUGUUUCCGUUUGACUACCCAUUGACUCCUCCCCUCUUUUUCACCGACCCAACUGCAGAAAUGGAAGUUGUACCAAACCAUCCCUACGCGUUAACUAAUACCGUCAUUCAUCACCCUUUCUUGGAUAGAUGGACACAAAACAAUAAUGUGUUGUCCGUCCUUCAAGUCUUUGUUAAGGACUUCUCUCAUAUGCCCCCAUUACGAAUGAAAGUAAAGCAACAACUCCCAACUCUCACACAAAUGCAAUACACUAAACAAACACAAUACUCUACAAAUACACCCACAAACACAUUUCAAUGCCAACAAACCCCACAAGGUGUACAAAGACUACAACCUCUCCCACAAGAACAGUACCAACAACGCGAGGCCGAAAAUAAUACUUACCCAUACACACAACGAUCACACCAAAUUCGACAAUACGACAGUUUCCAAGGCGACAGAAUCAACUUCCAACAAAACUUCACUCAACCCUUCCCACAAAAAACAAAUUUCCAAUUUCCUCAACUCUCGCAAACCAAUCCGUUGCCUUCAGUAUCAUCAAUGUACGCCCCAGAAAAGACGGAAAGACAAACACAUCGACAACCAUUACCUUCGUUCAACUCCGUGUACUCGUCCAAUGUUUCUGGAUUUGCUCCUUUCAAACCCAAGCAGGAGCAAGCCACGGCUGGCUUCGACUUGAAGGCCUUUGUGUUAGGAAAGGCAAAACAACCCGAAACACAUUUACCUGAUAUCAAUAGACUUAACGAACCCAUUCAGGUGCAGUUUCCUCCUCUUGACAUUGAAUCAAGGAAGGACUAA
Molecule: messenger RNA, 1011 nt
Organism: Entamoeba invadens IP1
Lineage: Eukaryota; Evosea; Mastigamoebida; Endamoebidae
Exons: 1
Coding region: 1-1011 (336 amino acids)
Biological process (GO): endosome to lysosome transport; protein transport; protein modification process
Cellular component (GO): ESCRT I complex
Molecular function (GO): ubiquitin binding
Source: RefSeq, a predicted model, not a curated record